This is a messenger RNA of Cyprinus carpio (common carp), 1250 nucleotides long. RefSeq names its product dual specificity protein phosphatase 12-like. NCBI's taxonomy places the organism in Eukaryota, Metazoa, Chordata, Actinopteri, Cypriniformes, Cyprinidae. The record is from RefSeq and is a predicted model, not a curated record. Gene Ontology annotation, molecular function: protein tyrosine/serine/threonine phosphatase activity. Gene Ontology annotation, biological process: protein dephosphorylation. Gene Ontology annotation, cellular component: nucleus.
CAGUACCGUUGAUGUUUACACCAAAGUCAUCUUAAGAAGAGCUGCGGACAAAAUGCUUUUGAAUGAAUAAAAUCUACAGCGACUGUUAUGAUUUUCUACAAAACUUAUUUAAUUGCCCAGGAAAUGAAGUAGUUAUUAGCAGAAAUGCGGAUAAGCCUAAGACUUGUGUAUAUUAAUGUGCAUUAUUUCAUAUAUUCUUGCCUAUUUCAUAUGAGCUUGUCUAUUUAAUCAGUUUAUUUACUGCCACGUCUUCUCUCAAUGCAUUGAUAUGAAAGGUGUUUGUGUCUUUUCCCAGUAAACUAUGAUAGGAGUAGGGUCUGGGCUGUACAUCGGGUGUGUGUCCGAUCUGAAGGACGCUCAGGGCCUGACAGAUGCAGGAGUAACACACAUACUCACCGUUGACUCAGAGGAGCCUGCCGUACCUGGAUUUCACACCAAAUUUGUCCGAGUUGUGGAUGAUGCGUCCACGGAUCUCCUGAGCAGACUGGAUGACUGUGUCAGCUUCAUAUGUGAUGUUCUCAGCUCACACUCUGAAUCCAAAUCAUCAUCAGUUCUUGUGCAUUGCCAUGUGGGGCAAAGUGGAAGUGCUGCUGUGGUGGCUGCCUACCUGAUGAAAACACAACAUCUGAAUUUACAGGAUGCAUAUACUAAACUCCGAAACUUAAAACCUGAUGUUAAAAUGAAUGAAGAAUUUAUGGACCAGCUGGCACUUUAUGAAUUGAUGGAUUGUAAAGUAGACACCACAAAUCCCUUAUAUAAACAAUUUAGAUUGAAGAAAAUUACAGAGAAAUAUCCAGAACUCCAGAAUAUGCCAAAAGAUGUCUUUGCUGUUGACCCUGCACAAACCCAGAAUGCAGAAGCUGUAUACAGAUGUAGGAAGUGCAGACGCACACUUUUCCGUCACUCCAGCAUUCUCAGUCACAGUGUGGGAAGUGGAGCCUCUGCGUUCUCUCAUAAGAAGACGAGGAUAGUGAGUGAUAGUGAAGAUCAGAGACAGUGCACAUCACACUUUAUAGAGCCAGUGCAAUGGAUGGAGCCAGCCUUACUAGGUGUUAUGGAUGGACAGCUUUUGUGUCCCAAGUGCAGCUCAAAGCUGGGCUCCUUUAACUGGUAUGGUGAACAGUGUUCGUGUGGGCGCUGGGUGACACCGGCCUUCCAGAUGCACAAGAACCGAGUGGAUGAAAUCAAACACAUCAGUAUAUCAGCACUCAAAUGACCCGCAAAUAAAGAUCUGUAUUAUAUGCUCAGAA